AUGGCGAGCCAUCCUUCCCCUAGUCCACCUGGCAAUGCUGGAGUCAAUUACAAACGCGCGAGCCGCAGAGGUGCGCCCCGACGCUUCGUCUGCGAGCAUCCAGGGUGCGAGAAGUUGUACUCAAGAGCCGAGCAUCUUCAAAGACACCAGCUGAACCAUAACCCCAAAGAGAUCUUCAUCUGCGAUAUAUCAGGCUGCGAUCAAAAGUUCGUUCGCGCUGACCUGCUGUCGCGUCACAAGAAGCGCCACUCGUCAUCGUACAUCCCUCGCAAUCGCGCGCCCAGUUUCGCCUCUGCGGCAUCUGGCACGCAGUCUGUUCCGACCGUGUCAUCGCCGACUUCGGGCCCACUAACCCGGCUGGCGUUUCCUCAACCUUCAACGAGCGGCCCCCACGAUGCCGCCAUCUUGCUGACUCCGGACUCUGCUACGCCCACGCCGACAACUGGUGCAUCGAAUCCGUCCUUGGUUCAGCAUGUUCCAAGGAUCAGUCAAACUGCGACCUGGCCGUCCAUUGAUGACAUGGCUGUGGACAUGGGGCGCUCGAAAUCCACCUACUACGGACGUGAUCAGGUUUCCUUGCCUGAAGCCCCGCCACUCAUGUCAUCUUUUGACCCGAGAGGAUUUCAGCCUGACGAGACACUUUCAAGGGAAAACUUUGCCGGUUGGCUAUUCGAUGCACAAGCAGGCUUUGGUGAUUUCAACGGCAUCACUAACCUACCCUUUCUCGAAGGUGGCCUUGAGUCGACCUUCAACAAUAACAUUCACUACGACUACGAGUCACUGACGAGCCGCUCACAACUAGACCCUACCCCACCUCGGCAAGUUGAGGUCAGCGACGAACUCAUCAGCGAGCAUCGGCGGCAGGAGGUCCUCAGAUGGUUAAAGAUUUUCCGACAUAAGCAGCCCAAAUACGAGCCGCGUAUAGUAAGCCUUGUACAGGAGAGCGGUGGAGACUUACCUGCUCUGAAUCUUGAAAUGAUGAGAGAUUGCUUGCAGGAAUACUGGAAGAGAAUAUCUCCACGCUUGCCGAUCGUUCAUCAGCCAACAUUUUCGUCGAAUCGCUGCUCCAUCUUCCUUUUGAUGGUUAUGAUUGCUUUGGGAGCUGCAUCCUUGAGCAGCAGAGAUGCGACCGGGAACUUGGAACAGUAUGGCGGCCUCGCAGAUGUGAUCAUUUCCAGCAGCCGAUGGGAAAUCUUGACUCACGAGGAAGCAUCGCCGCCGGUGGGCCUAUCUAUAUCCCAGGCUCUUCUGCUGCUCGAAUUCUACGAGAAGAUGUUCUCCUCUAGACGUAUGCACGAGAGAGCGCACAUAUACCACUCGGCGACUUUGACUCUCCUACGGAGAGGAAGCCCUCUUAUCGGAAGAGGAGGAAGUGAAUCGCCUCCAGAAGAAGCGGCCCCAUUAUCGAACGACGGGCCCUCGUCAGACUCGAGAACGUGGUGGAUCCGAUGGGCCGAUAGCGAAUCGAUGCAUCGUGUAGUUUUUGCGGCCUUUAUGAUGGACACCAUCCACGCAGCUUUGUUUGGCCACAACGCAGACAUGGCUCCCCACGAGAUCCGGCUUCCCUUGCCCUGCGACGAUGGUCUGUGGACCGCCGCGACCCCAAACGCCUUCCGACAACUGGACGGAAACUACAGAAUGUACGGCAUCAAGCAGGUGUCAUUCCUUGAUGGCCUCAAAAGUGCUUUGCAUGGACAAGAAGUCAAGACCCAUACGUUUGGACGCAUGAUUAUAAUGUCGGGACUACUGAGCGUCGGAUGGCACCUGUCUCGUCGGGAGUCUCACCUCAAGUGGCUCGACCUGCGCCCACCCAGCACAGAAACGCACGACAGCUGGAAAAAGAUCCUUUUCAGCGCUUUCGACGAGUGGAAGGAGUCCUUUGAUAACGCUGUUGGUGCAAACGACACAUCCGAAGGGCCCGGACAGCCAUCGAGCUCCAACGGACCUAUCCACUCCGCCGCUGUUCUCUACCACCUGGCCCAUAUCAGCCUUCACGUAGAUAUCGUCGAUUGCCAGGUGUACGCCGGCGUAAAGCGUUUAGUCGGUCGCAAAGUCUCCACGCGCGAUCAUGCCAACGCUGUAGCGAGAAUGAGGACCUGGUCGAAUGCUCCAUCUACCCCACACGGCGUUUUACACGCCUUCAAACUGCUUUAUCGGGUUCUCGUAGACCAAAAAAAUCCGAAACGGCGGACGAGCAACUUCGGACCCCUGCCUGAAUCGGUCUCUGCCUUUUACUCCUGCCGCAGCGAGUCGGAUCCCCAUCGGCCGUGGAUCGUGUACUAUGCGACCUUGACGAUUUGGUCCUUUGUACAAGCCAUGGGUCUACCCAACAAGAACGCGCCAUCGGGAAGAAAUAGCGACAUUGCUCGCUACUUGGCACAUUUUGCGAGUCUAGAGGAACUGGACGAGGAAUCUAUGCGGAACCUUAAUGAGAGGUUACCGGAACUGCUUGACUUGAUGAAGAUGAGCCUUGAGCAGUCUCACUCAGAGCUCCUGAGGGAAGCUAGUGAAAGGCUCAAACUUUGCCGCGAGAUGCUAAGAUGA
This is a messenger RNA of Colletotrichum orchidophilum, 2544 nucleotides long. RefSeq lists its product as uncharacterized. Gene Ontology annotation, biological process: regulation of transcription by RNA polymerase II; DNA-templated transcription. The transcript is spliced from 2 exons. Lineage: Eukaryota; Fungi; Ascomycota; Sordariomycetes; Glomerellales; Glomerellaceae. The record is from RefSeq and is a predicted model, not a curated record. Gene Ontology annotation, cellular component: chromatin. Gene Ontology annotation, molecular function: RNA polymerase II cis-regulatory region sequence-specific DNA binding; zinc ion binding; DNA-binding transcription factor activity, RNA polymerase II-specific. The coding region runs from base 1 to 2544 and encodes 847 amino acids.